Hevea brasiliensis (rubber tree) is the source of this 1062-nucleotide messenger RNA. Its product is annotated as rust resistance kinase Lr10-like. The record is from RefSeq and is a predicted model, not a curated record. The transcript has a single exon. Gene Ontology annotation, molecular function: protein kinase activity; ATP binding. NCBI's taxonomy places the organism in Eukaryota, Viridiplantae, Streptophyta, Magnoliopsida, Malpighiales, Euphorbiaceae. Bases 1 to 1062 code for a protein of 353 amino acids. Gene Ontology annotation, biological process: protein phosphorylation.
AUGUAUGAUAACAUUGAGGAAUUUCUUCAAAGUCACAAUAAUCUCUUGCCAAUUAGAUACUCUUAUUUUGCUAUUAAAAAGAUGACAAGAGGUUUUAAAGACAAAUUGGGUGAAGGAGGUUAUGGCCUUGUAUAUAAAGGAAAGCUUCGUAGCGGUCAAUUGGUGGCAAUAAAGAUAUUGGGUAAGUCUAAAGCUAAUGGACAAGAGUUUAUCAAUGAAGUAGCUACUAUUGGAAGAAUUUACCAUGUUAAUGUGGUGCGCCUUAUUGGAUUUUGUGCUGAGAGAUCGAAACGUGCUCUUAUAUACGAAUUCAUGCCUAAUGGUUCCCUUGAUAAAUAUGUAUUUUUACGAGGGGGUAGCUCCCCAAUAAAGAUUAAAAACAUGUAUGAAAUUUCCCUUGGAGUGGCUCGAGGCAUUGAAUAUCUUCAUCGAGGUUGUAACAUGCAAAUUGUGCAUUUUGAUAUCAAGCCGCACAAUAUUCUUCUUGAUGAAAGAUUCAUUCCAAAAAUUUCAGAUUUUGGACUUGCAAAGUUAUGUCCACCACAUAAUGAUGUUGUUUCUCUCACAGCAGCAAGAGGAACUUUUGGUUACAUGGCUCCAGAGUUAAUUAAUAAAAAUCUUGGAGGUGCAUCUCAUAAAGCAGAUGUAUAUAGUUUUGGGAUCUUAUUGAUGGAAAUGGUUGGAAGAAGAAAGACCUUACAUGCAUCUACUGAGCAUCUAAGCCAAAUUUACUUUCCUUUAUGGGCUUAUGACAAACUCAGUAAAGGAAAGGAUGUAGAAUUGGGAGAUGUAUCAGAUGAGGAAAAGAAAAUAGCAAAGAAGAUGGUUCUAAUAGCACUAUGGUGUACUCAAUUGGAACCUGUUCAUCGUCCUUCAAUGCAUGAAGUUAUAAAAAUGCUCGAAGGAGAGUUUGAAACCCUAGAAAUGCCUCCAAAGCCUUUACUUUCAGUGCAAAACAAGCAAAAAGAGGAUAUUGAAAUCGACAUAAAUCCAAUAAGGUCAACAAAUACACCAACAGGUAAUUGUAUGGAUUCUGCUAGUCUCAUUGCAAAUGCAUAUUAA